This is a messenger RNA of Aphanomyces invadans, 1347 nucleotides long. RefSeq lists its product as hypothetical. Lineage: Eukaryota; Oomycota; Saprolegniomycetes; Saprolegniales; Verrucalvaceae. Bases 1 to 1347 code for a protein of 448 amino acids. The transcript has a single exon. The record is from RefSeq and is a predicted model, not a curated record.
AUGGCCCGCUUCACCGUAGACACGGGUGAUGCACUAGCUGCGCAGUCGCACGAAGCGAUCAUGUCGUCGCUGUUUACAAGCACGCAAACCGACGCCGUCAAGGCGUUCCUGUCUGAAUUCGUCCAAAUCACACUGCUUGGGCGUGGCGGCAUUUUGUUUUCUGCAACGUCGUCGAGUGUGCGAAAGGCGCUUGGAGGACAAUACCUGUCCAUCCUGGGAAAGCGCUACCUCAUCCCAGUGCAGGAGGAACACCCCCUAGACUCUCUGUGCUACAUGGAUGUCACGGGCAUCCGGGACAACCUUGAUGCCACGCAAUUCUAUCGCAAGCUGACCCAGCUUGGCGUGGAUGUCGCAUAUCAAAGCCAUCGCGCGGUCAUUCCUGGAACGGGCUGCCAUACGAACGCGUGGCGAGUUUACUUCGCGGAUGGGUCAAUCCCGAAGGAACUCAUGAUCCACGGCGUGUCCAUCAACCAAAUCAAAUAUCAAAAAUUCGAUCACCGGGUCUAUUUUAAAGGCACAAAAGGGACGCCUUUCCACGGUGCAAACGGUGUAUCUCUACACUGCUUAGAUCUCGAAGUUAAACGUACCCGAGACACGUCGAUGGAACAGCACCCCGACAUCGAUACGGCGACUCAACCAGCACCCCCUUGUCGAGUUGACCUAGAUUCUAACGCGUCGAAAAAGCCGAAAAACGACACGACCGUAAGUCAACCGAACUCGCGUCGUACAGCAGCGGAGAGGACACACCCGAACGUUGCCCACACUUCUUGUGUAUUUGCAUCGUCCCUUCAGCGCUCCAUCGUAGGCACGGAGGCGACGAGUAUGUCCACGCCUGAGCCUCAUGAGCACAUUGAUGUCUACGAGGACGACGGUGAGAUCGGCGAGAUGGAUAUCGACGACUCCAAGGACACACAUUUAUUCAUGGAGGUGGACCAACCGUACCAGGUGGUCCAGCGUCGUGGCAAACGCAAGGAGCGGACGCGCACAGCGCUGAAAAACCUGGAGGACUUUGCGACACCGAACUUUUUUGACGUCCUCCGACGCAACAACGGAGGUUUUCGGGUCGUGCAGUGGAGGGAAAAGCAGGAUAUCGUCACAAUUGUCCCCACCUUUCAGCGUCAAUUCUUGUCAGAGGAGGACCGUAAGGAGUGCAUCGCGACGUACCCACAAGUCGGAAAUGCACUAUUCUUUGACGUUGAGACAAUGUCAAUUGAGCGCCUACACGAAAUCCUUGAGACGUCCAUUCAACAGCUGCACCACGAAGAGCUCGAGGAUAUAGAUCGCACCUUUAGCGACGCAGCAGCGGACACCCACAACGAUCUCACGGGGUAUAUUUCCAAGGGUUAG